Funneliformis caledonium is the source of this 218-nucleotide messenger RNA. The record is from the annotation of a GenBank genome assembly. NCBI's taxonomy places the organism in Eukaryota, Fungi, Glomeromycota, Glomeromycetes, Glomerales, Glomeraceae.
AUGGCAUGUUUAACAGAUGAAGGACAUAAAGAUAAAUAUGAUAAUGAUUAUUUGAUUGGUAGUAAUUCUAAGACUGUGUCAAUAAUGUUAUCAAGAUUACUAGGAGAAUAUCCUUCUUCACAUUAUUUAAAAGAAAGAGCAUUAACAGCCCAAAUAUCUACCAUAACAUUUCAAAUGAAUUCAACAUCUGAAAAAGAAUUAUUAAAAAAAUUUGAACA